GGCAUUAUCGACCGGACUGACCGGCGCGAGCAGGAUUCAUUCAACUAAUAUUAACGCUAAAAUUACGUUAAUUUUACAAUAAAUACUGACAUAAACUAAAUACAAAUUACUUGUAGUCCAAGACACGGAGUGGAGACUAAAUACAGACUAAAUUACAGUAACGAGCUUAUUUGACACAACAUGGCGGCGGCCGUUGCUGCUGUUUCCUCCUCUUCAAACUGACCAGUGUUUUGGAACAGAGAUAAUGCUGCUGACAGCUCGCUGCCUGUCCAAAGUGCUGCAGCUCACCCUGGCGGUCAUCAAACCAGAUGCUGUGGCUCAUCCUGUCAUGUUACAGGCUCUUCACCAGAGAAUCCUGGACAACAGCUUUGUGAUUGUCAGGUGCAAAGAUCUUGUGUGGAGGAAACAGGACUCUGAGAGGUUUUACGCUGAACAUUCAGGGCGAUUCUUCUACCAAAGACUUGUUGAGUUCAUGUCAAGUGGUCCCAUGCGAGCGUACAUUUUAGCCAGAGAGGACGCCAUACAUCACUGGAGAGAGCUAAUGGGACCAACCAAAGUGUUCAGAGCCAGAUACACCUCACCUGCUUCUAUCAGGGGCCAAUUUGGACUCACAGACACACGAAACACAACUCAUGGCUCAGAUUCUGUUGAGUCGGCACAAAGAGAAAUCCGUUUCUUCUUCCCAGACUUCUGCGCGGAGGAGUGGAUGGAGAAGGAGGAGCCAUCGUUCAGAUCAGGACAAAUACGUUACGACCAUAAAAAACAGAUCCACACACUUUCAACGCAAAGCUGACCCCCGAACUGCUGUUAUAGUUACUGCUUAAAAAAAAUCGCACACUCUUACAAAAAUGCAAGCUGCCAAAGAAGAUGGUGUAAUCCUCCCUGCUAUAUAUAUAAUGUGCAUGUUUUUGUUUGUUACCACAGUUCUUCAAAGUGCUAAUAUGUUUAUUGUCCCAUGUUUUUUUUUUUUUUGUGUGAGUAAAACAGAACCUGAAGAUGGAAAGAUAAUGCAGCUUAUGACGUCAUGUAAAAGAAGGACCAUAAAUGUUUUUGUUUAAUUUAUUGUCAUUAGAAAACACGAACGACUCGAUAAGAAAAUGUAACACAAUAUCUUACAAAACGACACAAAACGUAGACAGACAACAUCUUCCAUUGUCAUCACAAACCUGCCCUGGGCUUCACUCUAAGUAGUUCAAUCAUCACAAUCAAUGUCAGUUUCCUGAGCCUUACUGAUUGUAGCACAGCAGCAACUACAUGUUGUUUCAAUGUCAUAACAAAACUAUAUGUAGCUUGAGAAUAUUCGAUAAUGUUAAAUAAUACUGUAGCUCUACACAUAUAUUUAUCCUCAUCUUAAAAUAGGGGUGAGAAGGCUUUUUAGAUUCUAGGUCACUUGAGAGAUUUGAAAUGUGCCAUGCUUGUUUCCUGCCUGCUAAUAUAUACUGUGAAUGUUUCUUUUGUUUUUUGGUUUGAUACUGUAAAAUGUCAUGGUUUGUAUUUUCCAACCAACCUACAGUUUUGCAUGUCAGCGUCGUUUACGAAGUACAGUAAGACAUUCUCGGAACAGGCACCAUAGAAGUACGUGUUACAGUAUUAAAUACAAUACGGCCUAGUUCAACUUUUUUUUUUUUUUGAUAUGACAAUCUAAAUUUUAUAGUUCAGAGUCUCGUCCUUGUUGUGCUUCCAUCAGCCAUCAAACCAUAAAAUAUUUUACCACAAA
Molecule: messenger RNA, 1717 nt
Organism: Epinephelus moara (kelp grouper)
Lineage: Eukaryota; Metazoa; Chordata; Actinopteri; Perciformes; Serranidae
Gene: nme6
Product: NME/NM23 nucleoside diphosphate kinase 6
Exons: 6
Coding region: 245-793 (182 amino acids)
Biological process (GO): GTP biosynthetic process; UTP biosynthetic process; CTP biosynthetic process
Molecular function (GO): nucleoside diphosphate kinase activity
Source: RefSeq, a predicted model, not a curated record